AAGAAUUUAUAAAAUAUAAUAUUUUAGGAAUAUAAAAUGGAUGUUAAGGUUAAGGUAAUUGAAAUGUUCAAUGAUAAGUUAGGAUAUGUAUUUAAUAAUUUUAAAAUGAUAAAAGAAAUGCAUACUAAUCUUGAACAUAAUAAAAAUAAAGUUGAAGAAUAUUUAUCUUUGGCUUCUUCAGAAGUACCAUCAAGAAUCCAAGAAACCAUUAAAGAAGUUAAUGAUAUCAUGAAAUCUGCAGAUAGGUUAAAGAAAAGUUGUGAAUUCAUUUGCAUCAAUAUAAAAAAAAAAUUAGAGCAAGAAAAUAAAAUCUGUGAAGUACAAGAUACUAUUGAUGAUAUUACUUAUUUAGCAAGAUUAUUUUUAUAUUUGCAAUUUGUUCAAUUUAUUGAAGAUAUAAGUGUAGAAUUAGAAGUAUCGUUAAUUUCUGGAAAUGAUGAGGCUUGUGUUUCAUCAUAUGUCAUUUUAAAAGAAUCUUGUCAAAAUGUUCAAAUUUCAUUAUGUACAAAUUUGAAAAAUUAUAUAAAUAACACUCUACAAUUUUGGUAUAAUCAAAUUAAGAAAAACUUAAUUGAGGAAUAUAGUGAAACAUUAAAAACUCUUAAGUGGCCUUUUUGUGGAAAUAAUUCACAGGCCAUAAAUACGCAUACUCAAGAGUCUAUUACCAGAUUUAAAAUAAUAACACAACAUUUGUUUCAUUUACAAUUGCCUGAUAAUAUGAUUGAUAAAAGAUCAUCAGAGUUUUUAUCUAGUUUUUCAACAGUAUGCUUACCAGUAGCUUUACUUAUUCAUCCAUUAAAACAAAGAUUUUUAUAUCAUUUUACUGGUAUUAAGCAGACAAACAGGCGAGACAAACCUGAAUGGUUUUUUACACAAAUAUUAACUUGGAUUAAAAAUCAUUCAGAGUGGCUAGAAAACAUUGUUCAGCCGGUAGCUGAUGCAGCUGGAUUAAAGAAUAUAAAUAUAAAAGUAGAAUUUAUGAGGGCACUGGUGUCACUAGCAGUUGAAAAAUUAAAUUCUGAACUUUGUAUUGUUCAAUAUGAUGACUCUUUAUUUGCUCAUACUGUCGAUGAAGCACUUGGUUUUGAGAGAGAACUAAAAGGUAUUCUUUUAUAUCCAUCUGCAGAUCUUGCUAUUGUUUUUGUCUUGACACAACCACAAUUUUUUAUUAAAUGGAUCACAAUGGAAAAAAAAUAUGCUACUGAAAAAAUGGAUGCGAUAUUGAGUUCAGAGACAGCUUGGUCUAGAUUACCAGGUUUUGAAACAGAUGAAAUGAAAGUUACUGAAUGUUCGGAAGCAUUCUUGAUACUUUUAAGUACAAUUUCUGAUAGAUAUAACCAUUUACCUCAACCAGGUCAUAGAUUACAGUUUUUAGAUUUACAAUUAGAACUAAUAGAUGAUUUUAGAGUACGAUUGUUACAAUUACUGCGUGAAAACUACAAAGAUCCUCUUUUAUCUUUAAUGCCUUCAAUUCUGAAUACACUAUAUUAUGUUUCUAUUGUACUUCAAAAUUGGGGUAUUACUGUUCCAUUUUUAAAAUUAUAUUUUUUUAAAAAACAAUUUGAAAAUUUUGGGACAAUAAUGCAUGAUGAUGCAUUCACAAAACCUUUAGUAGAUGAUAAUGAACACAAUUUAACUGUUUUUGAUGAAGUUAUAAGUCUUUUGCAACGAUUGGAAAAGAAACUUAUGAUAGAAAUUGGUGAUUCAGUAUUUGCAGAAAUAACUGCAAAAAGUAAAUUAUACUGCAAUGAAAAAUGGUUUGCAAUGUCAUCAGAAAAAGAUGUAGUUUCAUUAUCAAUAACUGCAAGUGGUUGCUCCAUGUUUCAAGAAAUAGUUAACCAAUUACAUGCUCUUCACAAUUCAUUAGCAUUACCUUUAUUUGAACAAUCAUGGCAAAAUUUAGCAAUACGAUUGGAUCAAUACUUAUUAGAUGAAAUUAUUCUUCGAAAUAAAUUUAAUACUGGUGGUGCAUUUCAACUACAAUUUGAUAUUAAAAGAAAUUUACUUCCGCUUUUUGGUUUAUACACAAAUAAAAUUGAAUUAUAUUUUGCUCUGACUGUUGAAGCUUGCAUUUUGUUAAAUAUGUUACCAGGUGCAGCUUUUCUUUUAAUAGAAACUUUAGAAAAUGCAGAUGAAGACACAAGAACUGAAAUUUUAGCAGAUGUUAAAAUUCAACAGCUAACAUCAAAUACUGCACUAAAAAUACUUAAAACUAGAAUGGAUAUAAAUUACAGAUCACAAGAACAAAAAUCUUUUGAGAUUGAUUAAAUUUUGUGUACACAUUAAAUAACAUUACAUAAAUUCAAAUUUUAUCUUUACA
Molecule: messenger RNA, 2320 nt
Organism: Ceratosolen solmsi marchali
Lineage: Eukaryota; Metazoa; Arthropoda; Insecta; Hymenoptera; Agaonidae
Gene: Rint1
Product: RAD50 interactor 1
Exons: 11
Coding region: 37-2268 (743 amino acids)
Biological process (GO): retrograde vesicle-mediated transport, Golgi to endoplasmic reticulum; endoplasmic reticulum to Golgi vesicle-mediated transport; regulation of ER to Golgi vesicle-mediated transport
Cellular component (GO): Dsl1/NZR complex
Source: RefSeq, a predicted model, not a curated record